GAGAGGGUGAGGGAUAAAAGACUACAUAUUGGGUACAGUGUACCCUGCUUGAAUGAUGGGUACACUAAAAUCUCAGAAUUCACCACUAUAGAACUUAUCUAGGUAACCAAAAACCACCUGUACCCAAAAAAACUAUUGAAAUAAGAAAAUAAUGAGGCCUAUAAAAGGUUUUCUGAACAUAACAAAACCAAAAAACUUAAGCCUUAUAGGUUUACUCCAUAAUUUUCAAGAAACAGGGCACCCAUUCACAGCUCUCCCUGAAUAAUAUCUUACUGAUCCUUUUGUUAAUACUGGACGAUUGUCACAGAAGGACUGAGCCUAAAAGUUAACCAUAAUUUGGGAUUUACAAAUUAAUCUUUUCAUUUUUAUAAACAUUUAAAACUCCAAUAUUACCAAUGAAUAAAACAAGUGAUAAAAAACUCAAAGACCAAAAUGUGCUUCAAGAACUUCAGUAACACAGUAACUGAAGAACAACACAACACAGGAUUCACCAGUCUUAAUUGUGGUAAUCAGGAAAGAAAGCAAUUGAAAAGCGGAGCAGGCACUCCAGUUACGGUCCCUGUGCAUACCCACCUGGUGGACCUUGAGAGAAGAGAAUUAUCAUCAAUUCCCAUGUGCCAUCUUUGAACACCUAAAACCCAAGGGCAUUGAUACUAAAGAAGAAACUGACAACAGAGGGUUCUUCUUUACUAAAACAGCCAGCAAAAGCACACUUUUUUUUUUUCACUCUCUAGUGGAGAUUUUGGACAUUAACAUUAUAAAACCACUUAUUACUAAUCUAAACUAUGACAACAUCUGAAUACAUUUUACUGAAAAGCAGGGCAUUAAAAGGCUAAAUUUCUGCAUGAUACUCACAGAACAGACAAAUAUUUCUCACUAAUUUUACCUUCAAAUAAUGCAAUUUUUAAGUCACCACAGUUUAGUAAGUGCUCAAUUUUUUUUUUUUCAACAGGGUCUCACUUUUCACCAGGCUGGAAUGCGGUGGCACAAAGGCAGCUCACUAGAGCCUCAACUGCCUGGGCUCGAGCAAUUCUCAUGGCUCAGUCCCCCAAAUAGCUGGGAUUACAGGCACUCACCACCAUGCCCACUUAAUUAUUUUAUUUUAUUUUAUAGAGAUGAGAUUUCACCAUGUUGCAGAGGCUGGUCUCCAACUCCUGAGCUCCAACAAUCCGCCCACCUUGGCCUCCCAAAGUGCUAGGAUUGCAGGCAUGAGCCACCACACCCAGCCUUAAGUGCUCAAAACUUUUUAAAAAGGGAUUUUAGAAAAUGCUUUCUUUAGUAAAUGCUUCUAUUUAUAAGAAGAUGUCAAAAUUCUGUCUUAGAAUCACUUAACUGUCUUCACCUCAUGUUCAGAAGUCAUUUGGCAUAUAAAACAGACAUGUCCAACCCAUAGCUCAAGAAUCUCAGUUGGCAGAAAACUGUGAUAAAACAAACACUAUUGUUUUAAACUCAUUGUUCCAGAUAGUAGAUCUCCAUUACCACCCUUUACCAUCAGUAAAGAAAGAAGAGGGCCAAUUUUCUUUUGAUCCAUUUCUUUGAAAGCAGGUAAUAUCGGUGAAUCUAACUUACUCACUGGCCAUAACCUACGAAGGUGGCAGCCAUCUCCUCCUCGGCAUCAUGGCCGCCCUCAGACCCCUUGUGAAGCCCAAGAUCGUCAAAAAGAGAACCAAGAAGUUCAUCCGGCACCAGUCAGACCGAUAUGUCAAAAUUAAGCGUAACUGGCGGAAACCCAGAGGCAUUGACAACAGGGUUCGUAGAAGAUUCAAGGGCCAGAUCUUGAUGCCCAACAUUGGUUAUGGAAGCAACAAAAAAACAAAGCACAUGCUGCCCAGUGGCUUCCGGAAGUUCCUGGUCCACAACGUCAAGGAGCUGGAAGUGCUGCUGAUGUGCAACAAAUCUUACUGUGCCGAGAUCGCUCACAAUGUUUCCUCCAAGAACCGCAAAGCCAUCGUGGAAAGAGCUGCCCAACUGGCCAUCAGAGUCACCAACCCCAAUGCCAGGCUGCGCAGCGAAGAAAAUGAGUAGGCAGCUUGUGUGCACAUUUUCUGUUUAAAUAAAUGUAAAAA
Molecule: messenger RNA, 2066 nt
Organism: Symphalangus syndactylus (siamang)
Lineage: Eukaryota; Metazoa; Chordata; Mammalia; Primates; Hylobatidae
Product: large ribosomal subunit protein eL32
Biological process (GO): translation
Cellular component (GO): cytosolic large ribosomal subunit; ribosome
Molecular function (GO): structural constituent of ribosome
Source: RefSeq, a predicted model, not a curated record